This is a messenger RNA of Lolium rigidum, 2362 nucleotides long. RefSeq names its product probable amidase At4g34880. The record is from RefSeq and is a predicted model, not a curated record. The coding region runs from base 86 to 1621 and encodes 511 amino acids. Lineage: Eukaryota; Viridiplantae; Streptophyta; Magnoliopsida; Poales; Poaceae. The transcript is spliced from 6 exons.
UAGUGGCAAAUUCCCCUUCGUUCGGAGACAGUUUUGUCAACAGUCGGGUCCUCUCCUCCUACAUCGCGCCACCAAGUGGUCGGCCAUGCUGCGGUACCUCGUACCGCUGCUCCUCGCGGCGGCCGCUGCCACCACCGCGCCCGCCACUUUCGUGCUCGAGGAGGCCACCAUCGAGUCCAUCCACCGCGCCUUCGCCGGCGGCGCGCUCACCUCGCGCGGCCUCGUCGAGCUCUACCUUCGCCGCAUCGCGUCGCUCGACCCGGCCCUCCACGCCGUCGUAGAGCUCGACGCCGACGGCGCGCUCGCCGCCGCCGAACGCGCCGACGCCGCCCGCCUCCUCGGAGGCGCCGCGCUCCCGCCGCUCCACGGCAUCCCCGUGCUGAUCAAGGACAACAUCGCCGCGGCCGGCGCCUUAAACGCGACGGCCGGGUCGCUCGCGCUGGUCGGGUCCCGCCCCGCGCGCGACGCCUGCGUGGUCGAGCGGCUCCGGAGCGCCGGCGCGGUGGUCCUCGGCACCGCCAGCCUCAGCGAGUGGUGUAACUUCCGCGCCCCCGGCGUCCCCGCCGGCUGGAGCCCCCGCGGCGGCCAGGGCCUGAACCCAUACGUGCCGUCAGCGACGACGUGCUCCUCCAGCAGCGGCUCUGCCAUUGCGGCGGCGGCAAACAUGGUGUCCGUGACGAUUGGCACCGAGACAGACGGGUCCAUCAUGUGCCCGUCCAGCUUCAACUCCGUUGUCGGGAUCAAGCCGACGGUCGGCCUCACGAGCCGUGCCGGUGUCAUCAUCAUUUCUCCAAGGAUGGACACAGUGGGCCCAAUCUGUAGGACUGUUUCAGAUGCAGUAAAUGUGUUGGAAGCAAUCGUUGGUUACGAUCCACGGGAUGCAGAGGCAACUCACAUGGCAUCUCAGUAUAUCCCGGAAGGCGGUUACAGGCAAUUCUUGAACAUAAAUGGUCUAAGAGGCAAGAGGAUUGGGGUUAUCAGGAAGGAUUUCUUCCUGUUUCCUCCAGGAUCCAUCAAAGAGAAGGUGUUUGGGGAGCACUUCGACACUAUGAGGCAAUUGGGUGCCAUAUUGGUGGACAAUCUUGAGAUACCAAGCAUGAAUGUCAUCAACGAUGCAGUACAAAGCGGCGAACGUGCUCUAAUGCUCGCCGAGUUCAAGCUGUCCCUCAACUCUUACCUGUCUGAGCUGGCCACCACACCUGUUAAAUCAUUAUCAGACAUAAUUGAAUUCAACGACAAGCAUCCUGUCGCGGAAAGGAUGGCUGAAUUUGGCCAGAGUUACCUUGUGCAAUCUGAAGCAACAAACGGCAUUGGUCCGACUGAGGAGCGUGCCAUUGCCAAACUGAACAAACUGUGCGAGGAGGGCCUUGAGAAGAUUAUGCUAGUCAAUCAACUGGACGCAAUCGUCGCUCCUGGCGCAUCUGCUCAUAGCCUGCUUGCCAUCGGUGGCUACCCAGCGAUCACCAUCCCGGCCGGAUACGCGUCGGAUGGCGUUCCUUUUGCAAUCUGCUUUGGAGGGUUGAAAGGAUCAGAGCCGAAGCUUAUUGAGAUUUCUUAUUCCUUUGAGCAGGCAACGAAAGUCAGGAGGCCCCCACCAGUAUUGCAGCAUUCUUCCGUUUGAUUGUAGUGCUGUUUUUACCAGUUUGUCCAUGCAUUCACUGAAUUUCCUAGUAUUUUGGCAGUGAAAGUCCUAAAUGUGUUUGCCUCAUUAUGGGGAUAUAAUGACCUGGUAAUCUGGCAAUUUAUCUUAUGAUUGGUGUGCUUACCAUGUAGUAGUUCUUCAAACUAGGCCUUACUACUAUAGUGCUAUCUUGACUGGCUUGCUCAUGUUUCAGUUGCAUACGCUGACAACAAGACCACAGGGCAUGUUUAUGCAUUUGAAGCAUCUAACUUGUACAAUAUUUAUCUUCUAUGAUGAUUCGAAUUCCCAUAAUGGACUUGUUCAGUUGGCCCACUGUUUAGAUUUUACACCCCAACUAGAGACGGUGCAUCUUGAUAUGGACUACAUGAGGCUUGUUGACCACUGUUGGAAUGGUGAGCUGACAGGGGAUGGCUGUCAUAUGCACCGCCAUGAUCACCUCAAGACAGUGUACAUGAGUGGGUUCAGGUGCUUCCGGACUCAAGUUGCCUUGGCAUGCUGCAUUCUGGAAAACUCUGUUGUACUUAAGCAAAUGACUAUAGAACCCAAGUUCAAAAGCUACUCUUCUCAUCGAAACUCCAACAUACCUGUUUACAGGAUUCAUGAACUUAAAUUUAUGUCAGAACGCUUUGGUAAAGGGAUCACUGUGUUAGUAGAAGCUCCUUUACAAUUGUGAGCUUAAAUUUAUAUGUUGUCCAUCUAUGUAAUACUAACUCUGUUUCA